Messenger RNA from Dictyostelium purpureum, 954 nucleotides. RefSeq lists its product as uncharacterized. Lineage: Eukaryota; Evosea; Eumycetozoa; Dictyosteliales; Dictyosteliaceae. The transcript has 4 exons. The record is from RefSeq and is a predicted model, not a curated record. The coding region runs from base 1 to 954 and encodes 317 amino acids.
AUGUUUGAUUUAGAUACUUCAUUAAUUGUAUUUUAUAUUUUUGUUUUUUCUGUAUUUAAUUUCCUUAGUACCGCAAUCAUCGUCAAAUACUAUCGUCCACAACAUCAACAAAACAAUAAUGUUCAAAUGUUUAAUAGAGAAGAUGUUGAUCGUCUUUUGGAAAACCAAAAGAAUGAAAUUAUGAUGAAGUUUUCCGAAGAAAAGGCAAUCCUAUCAAAGGAAAAUGCGGCUAUUCAAUCAAAAUUAGAAAAAAAUCAAAAUAAUUCUUUAAAAUUAAAAAGAUUGCUAUCAGUUUAUGAAAAUGAAAUGAAGGUGAUACUAGGUCAACCUUUAUCAGAAACUGGCUCAGCAAAAUUAAAAAAGGCAUUAAACCAAAACGAACAAUUAAAAAAGAAAACCAUUGAGCUUGAAGAAACAAACUCCAAACUUAAUAAUGAAAUUCAAGCUCAGGUUUAUAAAUUUAAUGCCCUCAGAGUACGUACAGAGUCAAGAUUGGAAAAUGCAUCAGAGCAAUUAUCUGAAAUAAAAAAGGUUGCAAAUAAAGAAAUUUUGGCACUAAGAUUAAAAUUAAAAGAUUCACAAUCCAGAUUAGCUUUGGAAAAAAAACAAUACGAUGAUAUGGCCAAAUCAUCUGUUGAAUUUUUUUCAAAUGCUCCAAAUUGCAACAGUUAUGAAUUAUCUAACCACUCCAGUGAUAAUUCAACUAGUAAUGGAUCAGAUAUAAAUUCUCCAAUUUGUCCAAGCUCCUCAUCAAGCUUAAAUAGUAAUUCAUGGACCACUUCUGAUAGCCCACCCCUUUCAUCAUUUGAUGAUGAAACUGACAAUUUAAAAAAAUGUAAUUAUUUUAGUUUAUUUGGUAAAUUUCAAUAUUUUAAUCCAAUCCAAUGUUGCCCAAACAACUGUACUAGUCCAGAAAAUGUUCAAUUUGAUACUACAACGGGUCAAUGCUCUUGA